Molecule: messenger RNA, 147 nt
Organism: Diversispora eburnea
Lineage: Eukaryota; Fungi; Glomeromycota; Glomeromycetes; Diversisporales; Diversisporaceae
Source: the annotation of a GenBank genome assembly
ACAAUUAAUGAGAUUGAAGAUGUUGGUUCGAAGUUGUUUUACGAAGCUCAUCAUAAGGAAGCUAAAUUGAGUGAAGAGAAGCUUAGUUAUGUGCAUUUGGGUAAAUUGGGAUUUUCAUUUCAUUUCGAAACCAAACCACAGCCAUGA